CCUCAGGCCACGGCCGCACUGACGGCGGCCGUUUCGGAUGAGCCUCGACGCGAGGACAUAUUCAGCAACGGCGAGAACGAACGGGGUUUCUACGAGCAUCCAAGAAACGGUGAUGUUGCUCCGACCGAUGCAGAGAUUGAAGAAUGGGAGAGGAAGGAGUUACAGCGAGAAGAGGAACAGCAACGACAGCGGCAGCAACAGGAGCAACAGCGACAGGAAGAGGAACAACGACAGAAAGAAAAAGAGCAGCAGCAACGAGAAGAAGAAGAAAAAGAAGAAGAACAGCUCCGAUUAAAGGAGGAGGAAGCAAAGCUUCGAGAAGAAAAGAGACAACACCAACUCGAGGAACAAGAAAGACAAAUGCAACAGCAACAGCAGCAACAAAAGCAAGAGCAAGAACAACAACAACAACAUCAGCAGCAGCAGCAGCAGCAGCAGCAACAACAACAACAACAACAAAAUGUCCAUCCGAUAGAUGGAUUAGGUGGUCUCUAUAUACGAUUGGUUCUCAGACGAGAAGGCCGGGCGGACUUGGUUUGGCUAUAUAAAACGCACAAGUUCUAAACUGAAGUCUUAGAUCGCUCUCUCAUAAUUAACAUUUAUUCUCAGCCGUUGGUUAUAGUUUAGAGGCAUUGUAGAUCGAGUUGGAUAGAGUUAAACGAAACGGUUAUGGUAUUGCGUUAUCGGUUUAUUUUGAAGAUUAUUGUUUCGUAUACUUUUGUCGUAUCGUUCGAUUUGCAUUUUUUUUUUUUUAUAAAAUUAAGAAAUUUUAUAAAUAUAUAUAUAUAUACAUAUAUAUAUAUAUAUAUGUAUAUAUAAAUAUAUAUAUAUAUACAUAUUUAUAAUAUAUAUACUAUAUAUAGUACACAGAUACAAACACACAUUACACGCACACACACGCGUGAAAAUUAUUAAUAGAUAUAGAUAUUUAUCAUACGUUGCCGUUUGAAUUUGUUGAGAUUUUAAUUAGGCGGUUUUUUCGAAAAAAAAAAAAAGAAAAAAAUACCGUUGGUUAUGCAUAUAUAUUCGUAAUUGUGCAUUCAAGAAAGCUUAAAACAAUCGGAACGCUUCCUUCGACUACGAAUUUGUGAUAUUCGAUUGCUUUUGUGGAGCACGAUAAGCACAAUUACGCGCCUUACUAAAGGAAACUACAAAAAUUCAUUUGAGCAAUGUUAAUAUCGAUUGUUAAUGGCGAGCGAUAUUUACAUAGAUAGAUAUCGUAUAUAUGUGCGUUGUCAAAUAUGUCAAGACGACUAACUUUGUAGUUUUUCAUUGAUUAUAUUAGGUAAUUGACGUUGAAAUCAUCGGAACAUUUAUUGUUGUUGUUUUUAUUUUUUAUUUAUUUAUUUAUUUAUUUUUUUUUUUUCUAUCUAGAACAACAUUAGUCCGUUAAAAGGGGUAUUUUGAUUUCGAAUCUUCUAAAUCGGAAUAUAAUCCAUCAUCUUUCUUCCUUAAUAAAUUAAUUAAUCAAUCAAUUAAUUUUUUAUAUAUAUAUAUUUAUAAACAUUUAAUAUGCGACUAUGUUCUAGUUGCAUUUUCGAUAAAAACAAACACAAAUUAUAUUGUUAUAUAUUAAUCAUCGGUAUCAUACAUAUAUCCUGUUAUUCUUGAAUUUGAAAAUGAUCAUUCGCGUUUCUCAUUCUGCGCAAGAUGAUCUUGCAUAGUUAUUAGACGGAUCACUCGCGGUGUUAUUGUUGAAUAUUGUACUUUAUCUACGACAUAUCCAUCGAUUAUGAUAAUGAUGUCAGAGAACUACAAAGACUUAUUACUAAAUAAUAUAUAUAUAUAUAUAUGUAUAUAUAUAUAUAGAUAUAUGUAUAUAUACAUACAUAUAUUAUACAUACAUACAUAUAUACAUAUAUAUAUAUAUAUAUAUACAUAUACAUAUACAUAUACAUAUAUAUAUUUGAUACAACAUUGAAAUUGCAGAAUAUAUUAUUAACAAUUUAAUGCCAGACUAGUUAAACCAACCGCCGAUGAUUUCACACAAACACACAAUAUAAUGAUCCGACAUAUAAUUUUAUUAUUUCCUUUUAUUAUUGUUAAAUUUCUUUUAUUGAUAUUAAUUUAUCAUUAGCAUAGUUUACACCUACAGAUCAAUAAGAACACUUAUUCUAAAAUGAAACGAAAUCGCUUUACUAAAUAAUUUUCAAGUGGAAGUCAAAGAAUCUAUUAAAAAUCAUUUGGAAAAAUGCUACGUCUAAACUGCCACUCUCGAAAAAAAAAAAAAAAAAAAAAAAAAAAAAAAAGGAAAAAAAAAACCCAAAAAAAACAAAGUAAUAAAAAAAAAAAGAAAAUUAAAAAAUAUUAAAAAACGACAAAAGAAAAAAGAAAGAUAUUAAAUCUAAAUCAACGAUAGUAAAUCAUUUAGAAAAACGAUUAUUAUUUUCCCAUUUAGUCAUGCGAUUUUCGUCUUCCACUCGUCGUACUUCCAAAAAGUAUGCAAUAUUUCUCUAAGAGAGAUGAUACAUGUAUCGUUUAACUGGCGUUAAAUCGAUUUGAUUAUUUUAACGUUUGAUUUAGAAUGUUUAUCGAGGUUGCACGAUAAGAAAGAAAUUAAUAUGUCGUUGAUCGAUGUUAAAAUUUUAGUAGGAUGAAAAACUUGGUGAGAAAAUUUGAUAAAUCUCAUAUAGAAGUUCGCGCGAAUCUAUUUCCAUUUAAUGAAGGAAUGCUCGCGUCCCGAGUUGGUUGCUACCGAUUCUGAUCUAUCGAUUAUUAUCGAGGAAAGAAAAGUAAUAGAAAAAUAAUCUCACGUGCUACUACCAUCUGUGUAAUAGAAUCGUUAAUGUAUAAUAAGAAUCGCCGUAAUGUAUGUAUGCGUACAAUGUUUUACGUUUUGUAUGUAUCGUUUAUCGCGAUUUAUAUCGGAAUAUUAAUCAUUCUUUUUUUGUUUCUCUU
Vespa velutina is the source of this 2898-nucleotide messenger RNA. Its product is annotated as UPF0746 protein DDB_G0281095-like. NCBI's taxonomy places the organism in Eukaryota, Metazoa, Arthropoda, Insecta, Hymenoptera, Vespidae. The transcript has a single exon. The record is from RefSeq and is a predicted model, not a curated record. The annotation marks the transcript as partial.